Molecule: messenger RNA, 1597 nt
Organism: Hippocampus zosterae (dwarf seahorse)
Lineage: Eukaryota; Metazoa; Chordata; Actinopteri; Syngnathiformes; Syngnathidae
Product: cytochrome c oxidase assembly protein COX18, mitochondrial
Exons: 7
Coding region: 148-1116 (322 amino acids)
Biological process (GO): mitochondrial respiratory chain complex IV assembly; protein insertion into mitochondrial inner membrane from matrix
Cellular component (GO): mitochondrial inner membrane
Molecular function (GO): membrane insertase activity
Source: RefSeq, a predicted model, not a curated record
UAAGACCGCGCCUCUCCUUCUCGGCGGAUGCCAGCUGAGCGGCGAGCGAGCAAAAAGGUGAAAGCGCUCCGCAAACGACCCUUAGCAGAAAAACUCAUUUUGUGAUGAGCUGAAUCAAGCUGCUCAUCCUCGUAGUGGGACGCCGCCAUGCUGAUCCUGGCGGGUCUACGCUUCCCGCGGCUCCCCUUGACAGCGUCGCGCGGCUCUGCCUUCUUCAAGAAGUCUCCUCUUCGUCUUCAUCCUGCCGCCCGCUCCUCAAGUCUCCGCCGCCAUCUGUCCUCGGGCGGCGUGGAUCCGAGCUGGUACGAGCAGGCGGCGCGCUCGGCGCCCGUGCACCUGGCUGAGGAGUUCCUGGUCCAGGUCCAGCAGACCACCGGGCUUCCCUGGUGGCUCAGCAUCGCCGUCAGCACCCUGAGUGUCCGGACGGUGGUCACGCUGCCCCUCGCCGCCUACCAGAUGCGCGUCCUCGCAAAGGUGGAGGCGCUGCAGACGGAGAUCGCGGCGCUGGCCAAGCGGCUACGGUCCGAAGUGUCGCUGAGGGCCAGCGAGCGAGGUUGGACGGACAAGCAGCGGAGUUUCCAGUUCCGGAAGAAUCUGCGGCGUCUGGUGUCGCAGUUGUAUGUGAGGGACAACUGUCACCCUUUCAAGGCCUCGCUGCUGGUUUGGGUCCAGCUGCCGCUUUGGAUCGGCCUCUCGCUCGCCCUCCGGAACCUCAGCGCGCCGCACUCGGCGCUCGAGGCCUCCUUGGCCACGGGGGGCGCUCUGUGGUUCCCCGACCUGACGUCGCCCGACUCCACGUGGCUCCUGCCGCUGGCUCUGGGGCUGACCAAUCUGCUCAUCGUGGAGCUGUUCUCCCUCCAGAGGUCGGACGCGUCGUCCGCCCGCAAGGUGGUGACCAACGCCAUGCGAGGUCUGUCCCUGCUGAUGAUUCCCAUCGCCGCUGGCGUCCCGUCGGCGAUGGCGCUCUACUGGUGGUGCUCCAGCCUGGUGGGCUUGGGUCACAAUCUUCUGCUUCGCGCUCCUGCUCUCCGCAAGAUCCUCAAACUUCCCACGCGGCCUUCCGACACGCCGUACAAAGACCUGAUGGACGCCGCCGUCAGGAAGUACCGCAAGUAAACGGCAAGUCAUUGGCGGAGCAGUGGCGCCAAAGCGCACCGCCGACCGAGUCUGGGUUCUGCCUCUCUUCCCCGAAAAUCUCUGGAUGCCUCUCUGCAAAGUACGCAAGUGAACAGGAAGUUGCCUGCAGCCCGACAGGAAGCGCAUGUGUGUGUGUUUUGGACUUGUUUUGGACUGGCUGACCCGAGCCAGGACUCGUCUUCAUUUCCCGUGGGCCAGUUUCUAUGAUGUGCAGGCAUCAAUCGGGACCAGCAAGAAUUUGCAGCUGCUCCACAAAGUGACUUGGCCGUUUUGUUGAAACGUUUUGAACUUUUGAUGCCGCUACUCGUUUGGCGGGCUUAGAAAUGAAACGGCCUUUGUUGCGAUUGAGGAGUCGUGAACGGACGCGAUCGCUUCGUUCACUCCUCGCAGACUUCCGACUCAUUCUCUACCGCUGACGCUGGAUCUCAAACCAUAAAUCGACUUCUCUCCCUUCAUCGCA